AUGCCGGUGGAUGGGAUAUCGUCGCCGAUAUGCUUCAAAGGCUCCGAGAGCUUCGAUUUCAUCAGGUCGAUACAUAGUGGUCGUAAAUCGAGAGUGUGGGUGGCUAAGAUAGAGGAAGAUGUGGGAGGGCUGGCUGGACAGCUGUGUGUAGUAAAGAUGAUCAACACUGCUGAGUUCCGGAGUCGAGAGCAAAUUCAACACAUCUUGGAUGAACGAAAAGCUGCGUACAUGGCUGGCCAAAAUUCCGACCUGCAGGGACGGUGUUGUGCCUUACUGGGAACUUACAAGACGCCAGAUCAGGUUUGUCUGGUUCUCACUGCUAUGAAGGGUGAUCCUAUUCAUCAUCACUUCCAACGUGCAGCUGGCGGGCACUUCACUGAGUAUCGAGCAAAGUACUAUACUUACUACAUAGCAUCAACGUUGAGGAUACUGCACAGAGAAGGUUACGUCUAUCGAGAUUUAAAGGCCAGCAACGUGUUAUUGGUUGAGGGACGUCCUGUCCUGAUUGACUUUGGUAUGUGCAAAAAGAUUGCCGAGACAGGAGGCAGGACCUAUUCGGUCUGUGGCACAUACCAUGCUAUGGCCCCCGAGGUACGGGCACUUUCCGGCAUCGAUCACGAUGCUCGGGUCGCGACCACGAGCGGGUAUGGGUACGCUGUGGACUUCUGGGCGUUGGGUAUCCUUUUGAUAGAGAUGCUUACUGGUAAGCCGCCGUUCGGGUACAGGGAUGGUGAUAUUGGCGACCUCUUCGAUCUCUCAAGAGGCAGUCCAAGUACAAUACACUGGGCUUCUGGCUUCCAUCCAUCACGUGAGCUGAUCGACUUGGUGGAAAAACUGUUACAGCCAGAUCCAUCACAGCGGCUCACUGACUGGGACGCGACACUGAGCCAUCCUUAUUUCACCGGCAUAACCGACGAUAUGCCCCCACCUGAAUGGGACCACGACUUGGGAGCUGAUCUGUGGGAUACAGACGUCAGCGAUGAGUCCUUCACGAGCAGCUCGGUAGAUGUUUUCCGCGACUUCUGAUGCUCGUCUCCA
This is a messenger RNA of Perkinsus marinus ATCC 50983, 1038 nucleotides long. RefSeq names its product serine/threonine protein kinase, putative. The coding region runs from base 1 to 1026 and encodes 341 amino acids. The record is from RefSeq and is a predicted model, not a curated record. Gene Ontology annotation, molecular function: ATP binding; protein kinase activity. Lineage: Eukaryota; Perkinsozoa; Perkinsida; Perkinsidae. The transcript has 7 exons. Gene Ontology annotation, biological process: protein phosphorylation.